AUGUCUAACUACGGAGAAGGCGGGUUCCACGCCGACGACCACCAAGACCAAAAUAGUCUGCAACGGGUGUUUAGAGAGAACUGUCUCAAACCAGUCACCAUCAAACAAAUCAACGACUCGGUGCUGGCCAACAACGACAACGAGUUCAGCAUCAACGGCGUCGACAUCGCCCAAGUGGAGUUCGUGGGGGUUAUCCGUCGUGUCGAUGGAGAAAGAGAAUCAUCUAUUGAUUUAACGAUUGAGGACGGCACGGGGCUGCUUGUGUUUAAGAAAUGGACCGAUCUGGCCCAGCCCCACCAGGAGGUGGUCGAGCACUAUAGCGCGAUGGCGGAGAAGUGGGUCCGUGUGUGUGGCUCAAUCAAGAUGUUCCAGGACCGGAAAACCAUCACUAACCCCAGAAUCAAGCUUGUCGCCAACUAUAACCAGGUGACGAACCACUUUUUGCGGGCGAUCGCCGUCUACGCCGACGCCCAGGGGUUGACGGCCAACGGCGGCAGCGGUGGUCAAAAGCUGUUGUUUGUCAGUGAGAACGACGACCUGGCGGGCCCGGGGUCGGGCCAGUUCCGCAACCGGUUGUUGGACUUCCUUAGAGCGAACGCCCCGCUGAUGGCUGAGGGUGUACCUACUCGGUAUAUCGCCGAACUGAUGGGGGUGGCGUUUGACGUGGUGGAAGCGGAAGCAGAAUUGUUGCGUGACGAUGGGAUCUUGUAUAACGGCACCGACGACAACACCUGGAUGCUCGUCGAGCAGUACUAA
This is a messenger RNA of Diutina rugosa, 756 nucleotides long. It is a transcript of the gene RFA2, whose product is annotated as Rfa2p. The transcript has a single exon. The coding region runs from base 1 to 756 and encodes 251 amino acids. Lineage: Eukaryota; Fungi; Ascomycota; Pichiomycetes; Serinales; Debaryomycetaceae. Gene Ontology annotation, biological process: double-strand break repair via homologous recombination; nucleotide-excision repair; DNA replication. The record is from RefSeq and is a predicted model, not a curated record. Gene Ontology annotation, cellular component: DNA replication factor A complex; chromosome, telomeric region; site of double-strand break.